AUGGGGAAUGGUAAGACACUUUACAUAUUAUUGCAUCCCUUUUUUUUAUUAUAUUCCAAAGAUAGGUACUCAGUUUAGAUCUAAAAAAAAAUAAAAGAAGCGGUCGAUCGAGUAGAUUUGAAGUUAAACCUGAUAAUUGACAUGCAUUUUGGUUGAUUGUUUUUUUGUGACAAAUUUUUUUUUGUCACAAAAUUUUUCAAUUUGAAUAUUACAUUAGAUAGGUGUUUUUUGAUCAGAGCAGUGAUAGUAAAUUAUUGGAGAAGGUGAACUGUCAAGUAACAAGUAUCUUGUGGCUAAUUUAUCUAAGUUCAAUAUUAAAGCAGAGCUUUGCAAGUGUUGCAUUGCUCCAGAUCCAUAAAUAUAAAAAAAAAAAAUUAAAAAAUAAACAGAAUAAGUGUUGUUUGGUUUAAAUUAGUUCCCCUUUAUUAAGACAGAGUUGUAGGAUUAUUUAUUUUAUCUGUUCAUAAUGCUGUAUGUUUAAUGUACUAAUGGAUAGCCAUGCUUUUCUUGUUUAUAGCUACGAACUCGAGUGAUGAUCAACUUCUCUGGAUAUAUGAAGCUAUCCGAAUUGUAGACCUGACCUGCCUGGUCAUCUACUGUGUGGUAUUUGUGCUUGGGAUCCUGGGCAACAGCCUGGUUAUCUAUGUAACAGGCUACAGGAUGAAGAGGACAGUCAACUCGGUGUGGUUUCUCAACUUGGCUCUCGCUGACUUCCUCUUUACAGCCUUCCUGAUUUUUUCUAUCAUUAGUUUAUCUCAGAACACACAGUGGCAAUUUGGAAGAUUGAUGUGCAAGCUCAACAGUUUUGUGAGUGUUGUCAACAUGUUUGCCAGCAUCUUUGUUCUGACAGCCAUAAGUCUGGACCGUUGCUUGUCGAUCUGGGUAGUGGUGUGGGCACAAAACAAACGCACAGUCUGCAAAGCUCAGGUCAUAAGUGCUGUCAUCUGGGUGACAGCUGUGAUAUGCAGCAUCCCUUAUGCCACAUUUCGUGACGUUACAGAGCAUCAGGGGAUGCUUUUCUGCAGUUCUUCAGCAUCCAAAACACAACGUUACAAUCUCAUGAUUUUCCGAUUUGUGAUAGGCUUCCUGAUUCCAUUCCUGUUAAUAUUUGUCUCCUAUGUGGCCAUUGCUGUUCGAGCAGGGCGCCUGCAAAGAACCAGGAGAAGGAGAUCUCGCAAAAUCAUUUUUUCCAUCGUUCUUGCAUUCUUCAUCUGCUGGUUGCCGUUCCAUGUUGUGCAGUUUAUACAGUCCACUGAAAACCCAAAUCUCUUUGUUGCUGUAAGGAUCGCAGGACCUCUGUCAGGGAGUUUGGCCUUUCUCAACAGCUGCUUGAACCCCAUUCUCUAUGUGUUCAUGUGUGAUGAAUUUCAGAAGAAGCUCAAGGAGUCCAUAUGUUCAGUCUUAGAGAGUGCACUAGCAGAAGACCAUUUGUCAUAUAUGUCCAGUCGCUCAUUAUCUUCACAACUUUCUCGGAUUUCCCGUAAGUCUGAUGCCGCUACACCUUUGGACGCAAAAGGCUCAACAUCGAAAUUCAAAUUUGCAGAGUGCAACGUCCUCAGCACUGAAGAGAAAAAGUCUGAGAACUUCUAA
Molecule: messenger RNA, 1590 nt
Organism: Xyrichtys novacula (pearly razorfish)
Lineage: Eukaryota; Metazoa; Chordata; Actinopteri; Labriformes; Labridae
Source: the annotation of a GenBank genome assembly